Olea europaea var. sylvestris is the source of this 884-nucleotide messenger RNA. RefSeq lists its product as uncharacterized. NCBI's taxonomy places the organism in Eukaryota, Viridiplantae, Streptophyta, Magnoliopsida, Lamiales, Oleaceae. The coding region runs from base 167 to 442 and encodes 91 amino acids. The transcript has 2 exons. The record is from RefSeq and is a predicted model, not a curated record.
UCAAGAUUUAUGUGUGAAAGAGAAGGAUAGAAUCCAAACAACAACCAAAACAAGAAGCAAGUGAAAACUCAUCAUCUUCCCGACAAGCCCACAUUCCCUCUCUUCAAUCUAGAGUGAGAAACUGAAAUACUUUAGCUUUGUUUUUUGAAGGUCAAUAGGCUGAAACAUGGUGGGAAUUUUUUCAAGAUUUUCUAUCAGUAAAGCUGGGCAUCGGCGGGCGCAAAGUGCACUCGAUCAAAGGGAAGUAUUGCCCCCGAGUUCUGAGGCAACUACUGCUGUUACUUUAGCUACCGCUGCCUCUACUGCGACCCAUGGGGAUGAAGUUGCAGUUCAGUUUAAGCCAGUUGAAUACCCAGCUGAGCCUCCUGACAAUGAUCAACCAGUCCAUUGUCCACUUCCAGAACCAUCAAUUCUAAAUGUAAGCUUGAGUAAUUUCUUUUGAACCUUUAGAAUUUCCACUAUAAAUGAAAAGGUAGUGCAAACCAAAUGGCACGCUACUUCCAUUCAAAAAGCUUCGUGUUGUUCAGGUUCCCAAUGUUUGCUAGAGGAUACGUAUUUCUAAUUCUACCUUACGUGCUAAAUAUUUUAGCGAAAAGCUUGUUUGCACUAUUUUUUAUUUUUUAAUACUAUUGAUGACUGAGGUUUUAGACAACUUGUCUAAAUUUUAAAGCCAUUUCAGUGGGUCAUUUACCAACAUGCUGGCCUUUUACAAUUUUUUCCCUAGUUCGAAGCUCUAUAGAGGUUUCCCUUUCCAUAAUUCUGUAAGAACUGCUUGUGUUUCCCUGUUAUGUACCUUUGCAAUUUUGCAAUUAUGAAAUUAUUAACAUUGGUUUUUUGAAACCUUUUUAUGGCAGAUAUUUCCAAUAUUUCAACCCCAGCAUGAU